Molecule: messenger RNA, 1068 nt
Organism: Aspergillus calidoustus
Lineage: Eukaryota; Fungi; Ascomycota; Eurotiomycetes; Eurotiales; Aspergillaceae
Source: the annotation of a GenBank genome assembly
AUGUACGCCAAUUCCGCGCCUAGAAGGCAGACUUGGAAUAUAGUUCUUUGCACAUUAAACUGGAUCUUCUGGUCGAACCUCACGAUCCUCUUUAACAAAUGGAUUCUCGAGUAUACCCCCUUUAAAUACCCAAUCCUCUUGACAACAUGGCACCUCCUCUUCGCCACGCUCGCAACCCAACUCCUCGCGCACACAACUCCCCUCCUCUCCGCCCGCGCAUCCCUCCCCAUGAACGCCCGAAUCUACAUGGCCCGCAUCGCCCCCAUCGGCCUCCUCUACAGCGCAAGCCUCGUCUGCAGCAACGUCGCAUAUGUAUAUCUCAACGUCGGGUUCAUCCAGAUGCUCAAGGCCGCGGGGCCCGUGGUAACCCUGCUAACGAGCUACAUGUGGUCGGUGACGGAACUGACCGUGGGGAAGGUAGUGAAUAUUUUGGUCAUUGCGGUGAGUGUGGGUGUGACGGUUUCGGGGGAGAUGAGGUUUUCUUGGGUUGGGGUUGCCUUGCAGGGGGCCGCGUUGGUCUGUGAUGCGAAUCGGUUGGUGCUUAUGGAGAUUAUUACCUCGAGGUCCUUGACUUCAGAGGACGGAGAAGAGCAGAGGGGAAGAGCCAGGCAUAGAGAUGAAGAGGAGGGAGUGGACGAGGGCAAGGAAAUCGAGCACACCGGAGCAGAAUCCGACUCCCAGGCUGAGUCCCAGGUCAACAGCAUAACCAACCUCGGCAAGAUGGACCCCCUCGUGAGCCUCUACUACACAGCGCCAAUCUGCUUCGUCAUGAACGCCAUCUUGGCAUGGAAGGCUGAGGUGCAGCCGCUCCUCUUGUCACAACUCGAGGAACGUUCUACUUCUCACACAUCAUCGUCACUCGGUCUUGGGGAAAUAAUCCUUGAGACAGGCCUGUCGACGCUAUUCGCCAAUGCCCUGGUUGGGUUUCUGUUGAAUGUGGCUGUUUUUACACUGGUAUGCUACCCUGCCCAAUACCUUCUCUUCCCCUAUUUCUCUCCUCUGAAAACGCAUCCGGAACUAACGUGUUCAGAUUGGCAAAACAUCCGGCCUGACAAUGACGCUGGUUAG